Engraulis encrasicolus (European anchovy) is the source of this 2244-nucleotide messenger RNA. Its product is annotated as protein NLRC3-like. The transcript is spliced from 2 exons. Lineage: Eukaryota; Metazoa; Chordata; Actinopteri; Clupeiformes; Engraulidae. The coding region runs from base 49 to 2037 and encodes 662 amino acids. The record is from RefSeq and is a predicted model, not a curated record. Gene Ontology annotation, biological process: intracellular signal transduction.
CCCUGCAUCAAAUGAUGAUGUGAAAAACCCGAUGAUGUUGAGAAGCUCAUGUGUCUUGUACUUCAGGCACUUGAGAAGAAGAUCAUCACCUUUGUGAAGAACGAGCUGCAGAGAUUGAGGAGGAUUCUUGAUCCAGAUUACGAAGAGUCCUUUGAGAGGAGAGAGGAAGAUGAGAUUGAUGCCAGAGAAGGGGCUCUCAAGAUGGCACUACACUUCCUAUGGAAGAUGGACAGGGGGGAUCUGGCUAACAAAAUGAGAGAAAAUGAACUGGAUGUACUUUGUCAGGCUGAACUGAAACGAAAUCUCAAGACCAAAUAUCGGAAAGUGUUUGAAGGAAUCCCCAAGCAAGGAAGCUCAGCUCUACUGGAAAAGAUCUAUACAGAAAUCUACAUCACAGAGGGAGGAAGUGGGAAGGUAAAUGAGGAGCAUGAAGUCAGGCAGAUUGAGUCCAAAUCCAAGACAUCAGCUGGACAGGAGAAACCAAUCAAAUGCAGUGACAUAUUUAAACCCUUACCUGGUCAAGACAAACCAAGCAGAAGGGUGAUGACAAAGGGAGUAGCUGGCAUCGGCAAAACCGUGUCCAUUCAGAAGUACAUCCUGGACUGGGCUGUAGGAAAAGACAACAAAGAGAUCCACUUCAUUUUCCCUUUGCCUUUUCGGGAGCUCAACCUCUUGAAAGACAAACAAUGCUCUUUGAUGGAUCUUCUUCACCACUUCUUUCCAGAGCUGAAGCAGUUGACCUUUUGCAACCAAGAGAAGUACAACAUACUGUUCAUCUUUGACGGUCUGGAUGAAUGUCGACUCCCACUGAACUUCCAGAAGAAUGAAAGUUGGUCUGAUGUGGCGGCUGUCACAUCACUGGAUGUGCUCCUGACAAAUCUGAUCAAGGGCAAUCUGCUUCCCUCUGCUCUACUUUGGAUAACUUCCCGACCAGCAGCAGCUAAUCAGAUUCCUCCUGAGUGUGUUGACCUUGUCACAGAGAUACAAGGCUUCAAUGACGCACAGAAGGAGGAGUACUUCAGGAAGAGGAUCAGUGAUGAGACUCUUGCAAGCAGAAUCAUAUCUCACAUUACAUUAUCAAGGAGCCUCCACAUCAUGUGCCACAUCCCAGUCUUUUGCUGGAUCACUGCUUGUGUUCUUGAGAUGAUUCUCAGCUCUUCAGAAGCAAAACGGCUCCCAAAGACUUUGACGGAGAUGUACACAUUUUUCCUGAUCUUUCAAACCAAACAGAAGAGCCAAAAGUAUGAAGAUGUGCAUGACCAUGAGCCACAAUGGAACCAGGAUCUCAUCCUUGACCUUGGGAAGCUGGCCUACAACCAGUUGGAGAAGGGAAAUCUGAUCUUCUAUGAAGACGACAUGAGAGGGUGUGGCAUUGAUGUCAGAGAAGCAGCAGUACGUUCAGGUGUCUGCACCCAGAUCUUCAGAGAAGAAUCUGGAAUCUUUCAAGCAACAGUGUUCUGCUUUGUCCACCUGAGUAUCCAGGAGUAUCUUGCGGCUCUGUAUGUGUUUCUGAUGAUGGCAACCCAAAAGAAAGAUGUGCUAUCCAGACACCAAACUCUAUCUAGGGAAGAAUCCAUGACCACCUUACACAAGAGUGCUGUGGACAAAGCUCUAUGGUAUAAAGACGGCCGCUUUGACCUCUUCCUCCGUUUCCUUCUUGGUCUCUCUCUGGACUCCAAUCAGACUCUCCUGCAUGGCCUACUGCAAAGAGGACAGAAGCAGACUGGCGAUGAUGAAACAAUCAGUUACAUAAAGGAGAAGAUCAGGGAGGCCCCUUCAUCAGAGAGGGUGAUCAACCUCUUCCACUGCCUAAAUGAACUGAAUGACCACUCCUUAGUGGAGGAGAUCCAGAGCUUCCUGAGUGCAGGGACACUUUCUGAAUCCCAGCUCUCACCUGGCCAAUGGUCAGCUCUAGUGUUUGUGCUGCUGACAUCAGACCAGAAACUGGAUGUGUUUGACUUGAAGAAGUACGUCAGAUCUGACGAAGGUCUCCUGAGGCUGAAGCCAGUCGUAGAGGAAUCCCAAACUCUCCUGUAAGUAUGAUGGCAGUGAGUACAUUUCAGACAAGAGGUUACUGUUUAAAACAUGUGACGAUGAGUACUCUUCAGGCAAGAGCUUAUUAACUGAUUUAAUUACUGACUGAAUAGGGCAGUCAUGGGUAAUAGGGCAGCCAUGGGUAAGCGGUUAGGGUGUCAGACUUGUAUCCCAAAGGUUGCCGGUUCGACUCCCGACCCGCCAGGUUGG